UUGUCAGGGAGGGAGGCCGCAUGUUUUGCUGUAUAUUUUUGUUUACAUUUUAAACAAAUUUACCUUUUAUGGAAAAGAGUACUAGUAUUUAUAGGUACACGGUUUAGUAGUGUUUUGUAUUGUCAAAUUAGUAAUGGCUAACCGAUAGAGCUUUGGUAAACCUAUCUUCUAAGUAAUCAGUUUGUAAUUAUGUGAAUACUCAUCGUUGGAUGUAAGUAGGAGGAUACCCCGUUAAUUAAUAGAAAUGACGGGGUUUACUGUGUCAGAGCUCGUAGCGGGGCUGAAGUCCCGGCAUUCGGAGACGAGACAUAAAGCUAUUCGCGAGCUGUUACACUUUGCCAAGACAGAUUUGCGGGAGCUCUCCCCGGAGACGUUGGCGCAGGUGCUGGACGACUUCAACCAGCAGAUUCAUACGCUCACGUCCAGCUACGAUAAUAAUGAGAAGAAAGCUGGAAUACUCACCAUUGUAUGCUUAAUUGGAGGGGAUACUGAAACCACAAAGAGCAGGACCAUUCGUUACACCCAAUAUUUAAGAAAUGUUUUCCCUUCCACCGACAUUGGUAUUGUCGAGCUUGCAGCCAAAGCAAUGGGGCGUUUAGCUGCUACAUUAGGUGUAAAGAGAGGAGAGUAUGUGGAGCAGGAGAUGAAGAGAUGCUAUGAAUGGCUUUCAGAAGAAAGGAAUGAGGGAAAAAGGCUAUCUGCAGUCCUUAUUCUAAAGGAGCUUGCUAUUGCUAUGCCAUCAUGGUUCUACCAGCAAAUUACUAAAUUCUUCAACCAUAUCAUGAUAGCUUUAAGAGAUCCAAAAGACCAGAUAAGAGAAGCAGCAGCCAAAGCACUGAGAGCAGCUUUGGUGGUCACCGUUCAGAGGGAACUGCCAGAGCAGAUAAAUAAAGUUCAGUGGUAUUCUGAAUGUUAUGAAGAAGCUAUGACAUCUUUUACUGACCAGCCAAUAAGAGAGAAAGGUCUUAACAGGGAUGACCAUGUGCAUGGUGCAUUAUUGAUCUUGAAUGAACUCCUGAGAUGUUCCAACUCUGCCUGGGAAAAGCAGUACACAGCCCUUAUGCAGAAAUUGGAUGCUGAGCAGGACACGUCAGAUGAGAUAAUGUCUCUGAGCACUAAGAUACAGACUUCAUGGAGUCAGCAACAUUUUGCUGAGGAGAAACAUCAAACUGUUAUCUAUGAGUCCAAUAUUUGUAAACAACUUAUUACUGAAAAAUAUGAAAAGAUUUGCUCAGAUGUUAUGGCACAGCAAAUAUCUAGAGCACACAAUGUCCAUCAAAUGCUCUUGCUAAUGAUACCUCGAUUGGCUGCAUUUAACAGAGAAGUAUUUUCCAAAAGACAUCUUAAAUCUACCAUCAACCACCUGAUAACAUUUUUAAGAGGACGAGAAAAAGAAAGGGCUAUGGCGUUUACUACUUUAGGCCUCAUUUGUGUAGCAGUUGAAACAGAUAUCCAGACAUACUUAGGUAGGAUUAUUGAGAUUAUUAAACUAACUUUACCACUGAAGGAGACUCCUAAGAAGCGAGUUGGGUCUGACACACCGUUGUUCAACUGUGUGACCCUAUUGGGCUUUGCUAUGAAGGAAAAUGUGGCCAGUGAAGUGAGAGAGCUGUUAGAUCCCAUGUGUGCCACUGGAUUGAGUGCUCAGCUGACGACUUGCUUUAAAGAACUAAGUCAAAAUGUACCCUCAUUAAAGAAAGAUAUUACUGAGAAACUUCUGAAUAUGCUGUCUUUAAUUUUGAGAAAAAAACCUUAUGCUCCAAAUAGUUCAGAGCAGCAGAUCGUACAUUUAUUAUCUUCAGCAUUGCUGGUUGAGCCUCAUGACGCUAACAAACUAGUUUUAGCGUUACGCACGUUAGGCGCAUUCGAUUUCGAAUGGAACAAUACAUUGAUGAGUUUCAUUAGAAGAUGCACAGAUCAUUAUCUUCUAAGUGAGCAACACGACAUCAGGAUGGAAGCUGUAAAGACGGCCGCGAAACUUCUUAUCAAAGCCAUUGAGCGAUGUUCAGUCACAAACUCGAGAACUCUCCAUAUGCUAAUUGAUGAGUCUUUAGGAAAACUUCUCGCUCUAGGUCGGUCAGAUUUUGACCAUGAAGUCCGAUACAAAGUACUGGAAAUAUUUACAAACCCCGCAUUUGACAAGUAUUUGGCUGUAGAAGAACAUCUGAGCUGUCUCUUCGUGGCAAUCAAUGACUCCAAUGUCGAGGUGAGCGAACUUGCGCUGUGCGUGAUUGGGAGACUCAGCAACAUUAAUCCAAGCUACACAACGCCCACGCUCCGUCAGCUUUUUGUUCAAAUUUUAAUGGAACUACAGUAUUCAGAAUCUGCAAGGAACAAGGAACAGUCAUUGAGAAUGGUCAACAAUAUAAUUUCGCAUGCACCACGAAUUACGAGACAGUUCGUUGACACCAUAUUGAAAGUGCUCGUACCUAAACUUAGAGAAAAAGAGAGUAACCCUACAAUGGUUUCAUCUAUUCUAAAGGCCAUAGGGGACUUAGCUGAAGUGUAUGGUGGUGGUCAUGCCUUACACCAAUGGCUGCCAGAACUCAUCUCCAUUCAGCUUGAAUUGCUAUCAGAUCCCAAUCAACCAGAGAAGAGGAGUAUUGCUCUGUGGUCAUUUGGCCAAGUCAUCAGUGCUACUGGCCACGUGGUCACACCUUACAUGGAAUACCCUCAACUAAUGGACAUGCUCUUAGGCUUUCUAAAAUCGGAACAGCAGAGCAGAGACAGACGCGAAACUAUUCGAGUUUUAGGUCUUCUCGGCGCGUUAGAUCCUUAUAAGCAUAAGGUUAAUCAGGGUUUGAUAGAUUUUCAAACAGUUUCGACUUUGAUACCCGCCAUCGAUGAGUCGGCGACUGCAGAUAAUUUAGACUUGAACACGAAUGAGAUGUUGGUAAAUAUGUCGCCGAUAGUGCUAGAUGAGUUCUACCCGGCCAUAGUGUUGACAUCCCUCAUGCGAAUCCUUAGAGAUCCUUUACUGGCUCAGCACCACACAAGUGCUGUACACUCUGUAACAUUCAUAUUCCAGUCGCUUGGCAUUAAAUGUGUUCCAUACAUAUCCCGUGUCACGCCGAGCCUCUUAUACGUAAUACGCACAACAGAAAGCGCUAACUUCCGUGAAUUCCUCUUUACCCAGUUGGCGCAACUGAUAUCGGUCGUUAAAAUACACAUUCGAAACUACUUGGAAGAGAUCUUCGAUAUCAUCAGGGAGUAUUGGACCCCAGACACUCCACUGCAGCCGACCCUGAUAAUGCUCGUCGAACACAUAACAGUCGCCAUCGGAACAGAGUUCAAAGUUUACUUGCGAAAGAUAUUGCCGAACAUUCUGCGUAUCCUCAGAUCCGACAGGAGCAAAGACAAGUUUUUAACUGAAAAACUGCUUUUAACUAUACAAAAAUUCGAGAAUAAUCUGGAUGAUGUACUUUUGUCGAUAGUACCUGCAAUUACUGCUUUGUUUGAUGGCAGGAACAUUCCGCAAUCUGUUUCGAAGCUAGCGAUGGAGACGAUUGAGCAUCUAUCGAUGUACUUGUACUUCAAGCCUUAUUCGGCGACUAUAAUUCAAGCAUUAGCUCGCGUUUUGGACACCAACCCGCCGUUGAGACAAACAGCUAUGAACGCACUGUGCGCGCUCAUCAUUCAGCUCGGGCGGGAGUACGUCGACUACAUACCUUCGAUGGAAAGGCUCAUGAUGAAACACAAAAUCCAAUGUCCACAGUACAUCGUGUUGAUUACGCGAUUGCAGGUAGUUUCUACUCUGGCCUGCGAUGACGAUUAUAUGGAUGAGACUCGUAUGCGGCUUCGGAAGAAAGACGUGGUAACUACGAACGAGAUGCAGCCGAUGCAGAAGUUAUCAGUAAAUCUGUACGAGCUGCGGAAAAGUUGGGCAGUCAGUAGUCUCAUCACUAAGGAGGACUGGUUAGAGUGGCUGCGGGACCUGAGUGUCACUUUCCUCAACGAAUCCAAUAGCCCAGCCAUCAGGGCAUGCUCCACCCUCGCCCAAAACUACCCUCAACUUGCGUAUGACCUAUUCAACGCGGCGUUCGUCUCGUGUUGGACAGAGCUGGGCGAGCAGUCCCGGCGCUCACUGUCGAACGCGCUGGAGAGCGCGCUGGCCGUACCGGACGCACCUGAUGUGGCGCUCGCUGUGCUCACCUUGGCGGAGUUUAUGGAACAUUGCAAGAAGGGGGAACUGCCGAUAUCGAUUAGAUUGUUAGGAGAUACGGCGAUCAAUUGCAAAGCUUACGCGAAAGCGUUAUAUUACAAGGAAGAAGAGUAUCGCAACAAUCCGUCAACACAAGUGGUCGAAGCUCUCAUACACAUCAACAACAAGUUGCAACAGAAAGAAGCGGCCAACGGUUUGCUAGAAAAAGUUAUCAUGCAAAAGAAAGAUGGCGACUGCUCGCUAAACGUACACGUCCGCUGGUACGAGAAGCUUCACAACUGGGACCAGGCUUUGGACCUUUACAAUAAGAAGUUAGAGGUUGAACCACAGGACGACGAGUCAAAAUUAGGACUAAUGAGGUGUUUGGAAGCGAUGGGAGAGUGGCGUAAACUAUACAAUAUCACAUCCGACCAAUGGGACACCUUGUCUGAUGAAAUUCGAAAGAAAUCGGCAAAAAUCGCAGCAGCAGCUUCCUGGGGCCUUCAAGAAUGGGACGCCAUGAAGAAAAAUGUUGAUUGCGUACCGGAGGAUACUCAAGAAGGCGCUUUCUACAGAGCUAUAUUAGCAAUCCACGAAAGCCAAUGGCCCGAGUCCAGGCAUUACAUUGACUUAGCCAGGAGUCUUCUUGAUACGGAACUGACGGCGGUAGUUACCGAAAGCUAUCAGAGAGCUUAUGGCGCGCUAGUCAACGCGCAGUUGCUGACAGAACUCGAAGAAGUCGUCACCUACAAAUUGGUAGAAGAACGGAGAAGCACUAUCCGCAAAACAUGGUGGUCGCGCCUGCAAGGCGGCCAGAGACUGGUUGAAGACUGGAGGAAAUUGCUGCAGAUAAGAAGUCUUGUCCUAAGUCCGCGCGAAGAUUUCCAAACCUGGCUGAAGUUUGCAUCUCUAUGUCGGAAAACUGGAGCCCUAAGUCAGGCUCAUAAAAUUGUCUUAUCUAUAAUUGGAAGCGAUCCGAUUAACAACCCAGAUGUUCUACUCCACAUGCAGGAUCCUAGGAUAGUUCUCGCUUACAGUAAGAAUCUUUGGGAAGCCGGCAAUAAGAGAUACGCCUACGAUAUUCUGCAAAGAUUUGUGGAUAAUUCUGAACCCGACAAUGAGGAGCAAUGCCGUCUGCUCGCACGCUGCCAUCUCAAACUCGGAUCUUGGUGUGAAUCUCUCCAAGAGAUCAACGAGCUGUCUAUCCCAGAGAUUCUCAGGAACUAUUCCGCUGCUACUAUUCUAGCUCCUGAAUGGUAUAAAGGUUGCCACGCCUGGGCAUGUAUGAACUUUGAGACCGUCUUGUUUUACAAACAACAGGAUAAUAUCUCCGAAAGCAGCGUUGCCGGUGGCUCAAGCGAGAAGAAAGUAUCCAGAGCAGACUUCAUAAACACACACACGAUACCCGCUAUCGAAGGGUUCUUCAAAUCUAUUAGCAUAUCGAACGGGAGUUCUCUUCAAGACACUCUAAGACUGCUAACCCUAUGGUUCGAUCACGGGCACAAUCCUACAGUUUACGAUGCGCUCUUCGAAGGGAUAAGGCAGAUCGACAUAAACAUAUGGCUUCAAGUGAUACCUCAGUUGAUCGCCAGGAUAGAUUCGCCAAGAAGUUUGGUGGCAAAGCUAGUUCAUAUACUGCUGAUAGAUAUAAGCAAACUGCAUCCCCAAGCUUUGGUGUAUCCGUUGACAGUAGCGACAAAGUCAUCAUUUGUGACGCGUAAGAAUGCGGCACAUUACAUCUUGAAGACGAUGUGCGUGCACUCGCAGAACCUGGUGAAUGAAGCCGCCAUCAUAUCGGAGGAGCUGAUCAAGGUGGCGAUAUUGUGGCACGAUCAAGUGUUUAUUGCGUUGGAUGAAGCGUCAAGGCUAUAUUUCAGCGAGAAGGACUACAAAGGCAUGGCGCGCACAUUAGAGCGUAUGCACGCCAUGCUAGCAAGACCCCCGCAAUCCCUGAAGGAGGUCUCGUUCCUGCAGAUGUACGGGCGCGACCUAGACGCGGCACAGCGGUGGGGCGAAAUGUACAAGGAAUCCAACGACGACCGCCACCUCAACGAGGCUUGGGACCUGUACUACCAUGUGUUCCGCCGCAUUACGGCGCAGUUCCGCUCGCUCGCCUCGCUCGAGCUGCAAUACGUCAGUAGAAAGCUGCACUCGUGCCGGGACUUCGAGCUGGCUGUACCUGGGUCUUACGUGCCUAAUGAGAAAAUUAUCAGGAUCUCGCAUAUACAUAGUCAUUUGCAAGUAAUAAAGUCGAAGCAGCGCCCCCGCCGCCUCACCAUCCAAGGAUCCGACGGCAAGCAAUACAUGUUCCUCCUGAAAGGCCACGAGGACCUGCGGCAAGACGAGCGCGUCAUGCAGCUGUUCGGGCUCGUCAAUGCCUUGCUACAAGCAGAUACCAACACAUACCGACACGAUCUGGCCAUUCAGAGAUACGCCGUGGUCCCGUUGUCGCCCAACUCCGGGCUGAUCGGUUGGGUGCCACAAUGCGACACCCUGUACAACCUCAUCAUCGACUACAGGGACAAGAAGAACGUCAAGAUGGGUCUGAACACCGAGCAGCAGAUCAUGCUGAGAAUGGCGUCAGACUUUCCCAAGCUCAUGUUAAUGCAAAAGGUGGAAGUGUUCGAGCACACGCUGUCCCAAACGCCGGGCAACGACCUGGCGCGCCUGCUGUGGCUGAAGAGCCCCUCGGCCGAGGCGUGGUUCGAGCGCCGCACCAACUACACGCGCUCGCUCGCCGUCAUGAGCAUGGUGGGCUACAUCCUCGGGCUCGGCGAUCGCCACCCGUCCAACAUCAUGCUGCACCGAGUCACGGGGAAGGUCCUGCACAUCGACUUCGGCGACUGCUUCGAGGUCACGCAAACGAGAGACAAGUUCCCGGAGAAGAUCCCCUUCCGGCUCACGAGAAUGCUUAUCAAUGCCAUGGAGGUAACCGGCAUCGAAGGCACCUACCGCUUCACGUGCGAAGCCGUGAUGCACGUGCUGCACAAACACCGCGACAGCGUCAUGGCGGUGCUCGAGGCCUUCGUCUACGACCCGCUGCUCAACUGGCGGCUCGUCGACAACGACCGACAUUCCUUAACUGAAUCUACCUUCUCGUCCGACAUAGACUCCUCUCUUUCUCUCCCGAGCAGAUCUAGAAACCAUCUACACUACGAAUCUGUUGAAAUACCGCCAGAAGCUAACCUCAACAAGCGCGCGCUAUCCAUCCUAAACAGGAUCAGAGACAAAUUGACAGGUCGGGACUUCCCUCAGAUAGAAGCGGUGGUGAGCGUUCCAAAACAAGUAGAUCUACUUAUUAAAUUAGCUACGAAUAAUGAGAAUCUAUGCCAGUGUUAUUUGGGAUGGUGUCCCUUCUGGUAAAUUUAUAAAAUUUGUAAAUAAUGGUUAUCUUGAGAUCAUGCCAUUUUGUAUAUAUUUAAAAAUAUUGUUAGUUGAGGUAAAGGGAUUGGACGGUCAAAGUAUUUUACAGAUGGCGCCAGCAUAGCUUUCCCUGUCAAUCCCUAGAAUUGUGUCAAAAUCUUGUUUUUUUUUAUUGUAUGGCCUGGAUGCCAGCCCUUUAACCUUUUGACCGCGACCUUUUAACCUUUUGACAAAGACGUCAUAUGACGCGCGCGGCUACAGCCCAAUAUCAACCAUCAUGCGUACCGACAAGGUUCACGAUUACGCGCCGCGUGCUAUAGGCGUGGCGUUCAAAAGGUUAAGCCAAAUCCGAUAGAACAAAACUAGAGAAAGGGGCAAACUGUGAUAGCGGCAUCUAUGCAAAUCUUUGACAGUUGCAAAACCCAUUAAAAAAUACCGUCAAACCAUUUUAACAGUAAUGAAAGUUAUUUACUUGAAAAGGAUUCACUGUAAGUUAUUGUUUGUUUCUUUAUCACCAUAUGAGUAUCAGCAAUAAUUGUCAGAUUUAAUUAUUAAGAUUACUAAUUUAAUGUUCUGUAUUGUACAGUAUCUUUAAUUUCGUCAUAAAUGUUUUACCUGUUUAUUAUACAUUUGACACCUGUUACUGCCGUGUUAAGACUGAUAACAUAUUAUUUUAUUUAAAUCAGUAACUAUCAAAACCCGUGUAUACAAUGGUAGGAAUAGUUUUUAUAUUGAAUUUAAGUACUAUAUAUCUGGCAAGACAUGCAAUUCUUCAUGAGAUCUUUUAUGUUAAUAAGCCAGCUAUAACUUUCCUAUACAACUAAAGUAUUGUAUUGAAAUAUGCUGAUAAAUACCUAAAAAAAGAAAGGACAGGCAUGACUACAUUGGUAACGAUUAUACGAGCUUGCGAACAUUAUUCUAUUACAACUUCAAUCGGAAUGAGAUUUUUAUCGUUUAACUUUACUCCACAUCAGGGGUCUUGUUAGAUUUAUUUGACCCAAAAUCCUUAUUAGAUUUAUUAUUUCACUAUCGAGGCACGUCUAUCGACACCUUAAAUUCAGUCAAACCGUUACUCAAAGAGCAUAUAAUCACUACGUUUUACCGUUACUGUCAAUGAUAUUAUGUACUUAUAUUGAUUUGAAUAAAUACUUUUCUUUUUACACAAGUCCAGUAAGAUCACGGAAAUAGAACCGCGUCGGUAUUGUUAUGAUUGCAGUAUUUUAUGAUCACUUUUCCUUCCAUUGUACUGGUAAUGGCUUAUUGUGAGACUUGGUUGAAUCGAUCUUUUAUUUCAACGGCAGUGUUUGUUUUCGUCGACUCAUUGCGGGGGAUUCCCCGGUUCGGGAAAAAGUGUUAUGGAAAUUUUAAUUUAUUACUGGCCACACUGGUAUAAGAGCCUUGUAGAGUCAGAUCAAGUUAAGUUGGCAGCAAGUGUUAUUUUAAACGUGAAACUUCUAUGAAAUUAUGACGUUUACGUAACACUUGCACAAGCUGGGCUAUCAAAAUCGCUGCCAACUUGGUCUGACUCUAGAAUUGAUUUGCUUAAAGAACUUGUUACAUCUUCCCGUAUUUCGUAACUGACAAGAUGGACGCCGCAAAAAGGAAACACUGUAGGAGAUAAAGUCUGUCAAGCCAUUUCCGUCAGUAGAAGUGCGGCAAAUUUAAAAAAUUAGCGGUGAGUUAUCGUCCCAUAGACAGAUUGAAUUUCGCGCCUUUUUCUACUGACAAAGUUGUUUGACAGUUUCUUAUGCGCACUGUGAUUACUGCCUUUUAUAUAUGCAUUGUAAUAUUACCUACAGUUUGUGCUUUCUUCAGUUACACCUUGAUGAGAUGAUAAAGGUUGAAGUCCUGAAAUAAUUGUAUACCUAGUCGAAAAGGAAGGAAAUGCUUUGUACAGUUAUAAUAUUAUUAUUCGAUAUGUAUAAGUUUUAUUUAAUGUACAAAAUUGUAUUACUAAAUAUGACAAUGUCUUUUAUCUUUUA
Cydia pomonella (codling moth) is the source of this 9486-nucleotide messenger RNA. It is a transcript of the gene TOR1, whose product is annotated as serine/threonine-protein kinase mTor-like. Lineage: Eukaryota; Metazoa; Arthropoda; Insecta; Lepidoptera; Tortricidae. Gene Ontology annotation, biological process: protein phosphorylation; TOR signaling; negative regulation of macroautophagy. Gene Ontology annotation, cellular component: TORC2 complex; nucleus; TORC1 complex. The record is from RefSeq and is a predicted model, not a curated record. Gene Ontology annotation, molecular function: protein-containing complex binding; protein binding; protein serine/threonine kinase activity.